GGGGUCCCCAGUCGGAGCGGAGGCGCCAUGCGGAAAGGGCCUCGCCGGGGCCGCGCAGGGAUGGGGGUCCCGCAGGGCGGCCUGGAGCCCGGAGGCUUCCCCGCCGCGCGGAAGCGGAGCCUGGCGAGCAGACGCCGCCUCUGGCUGGGUGGGCUGCUGGCCCUGGCCGCCGGCUCCCUGGCGGGGCUUUACCUGCUCUGGCAGGUGGGCGAGGACCCGGCCGUCCAGCCCCGGGAGGCGGCGCAGGAGGAGCUGAUCCCGGGCGCCCAGCUGAAGCACAAGCCCCAAAACCUGACUAGCGGUCAGCUGAAAGACCUGGCCUCGCAGGUCCAACUACAGCGCCUUUGGCGUAGCUACCUGCAGCCCAUCCUGAUCGAGAGGUACUCUGGAAGCCCUGGCAACGAAAAAGUCCGGCAGUUCAUUGUGGAAAAGCUGAGGGAACUGGGCGCUUCCUGGCACAUAGAGGUGGACGCCUUCAAAGACCGGGCGCCGCACGGCGUCGUCGGCUUCGCCAAUGUGGUGGCUACGCUGGACCCCGAAGCCACCUGGCGCCUGGUGUUUGCCUGCCACUAUGACUCCAAAUACUUUCCCCACGACAAGCGCGGCCGGGCCUUCCUGGGGGCGACGGACUCGGCUGUGCCCUGCGCCAUCCUGAUGGAGCUGGUGACGGCGCUGGACGAGGAGCUGAAGAAAUCGAAGGAGAGGGGCUCCAAGGUGACGUUGCAGCUGCUGUUCUUCGACGGGGAAGAGGCCUUCCGGGAGUGGACGGAUCAGGACUCCUUGUACGGCGCACGACAUCUGGCUGAUCGCAUGGCGAAGGCGCCACAUCGCCCGGGCCUCAGCCAGCUCCAGGCUAUCUCUCUCUUUGUUCUGCUGGACCUUUUGGGCGCCCGCCAGCCGACCAUCCAGAACCAUUUCCGCAACACAGCCCUCUGGUUCGAAAGGCUCGUUGGCCUCGAGAAGCGGCUGCACCGGCUCGGCCUUCUGGAGUCUCACGCAAAGGAACAACUCUAUUUCCAGCAACGCUCCUACUAUGACCCCGUCGAAGAUGACCACGCUCCCUUCCUCCGGAGAGGUGUUCCAGUCCUUCACCUCAUCACCACACCCUUCCCCGCCGUCUGGCACACCUUCGAGGACACAGAGGAGAACCUGCACCCGCCUACGGUGCUCAACCUCUGUAAGAUCUUGGCAGCUUUCCUGGCGGAAUAUCUGUGGCUUUAGGGGGAAAGGACUCUCCUGCUGACCCCGAGGCCUUUGGUUUUUGGUCAACCGAGAUGUGGAACGGCUGGAGGAUGCGCCACGUUUAAGAAACAGCACGAUCGCUUGCCAGGGACUCCGUCUGUGGCCCUUGCAGAAGCUGCGCUCGUGGCCCAAAGUGAUGUGGGGAGAGACAGGCUGGGAAACGGAAGGGUCUUGGACGUUGUGUCUUGGGGAAUUAAGCCUUCAAGCCCCUCAGGGAAUGUGGCUGGCCAGGCAAGAGGACCCCAGACUGAUCUCCAAGAUGGCACAGAUCAGGGAAACCAAAUUGGAGUGGCAGUAGAGAGAAUAAUAAUAAACUUCCUUUCUUCCUAGGGGAUUGUAGUACAGUGGACGCUCGGGUUGCAAACAUCCAUGCGGGAGGCACGUCCGCGACCUGCGUGUGUCGUGAUUUGGCGCUUCUGAGCAUGUGCAAAGCGCGAUUUAGCGCUUCUGCGCAAGCGCCGAAACCCGGAACUAACCGUUCCAGUACUUCUGGGUUCGGUGCAGUGCGCAACCCAAAAUCGCACAAUCCGAAGCGUCUGUAACCUGAGGUAUGGCUGUAGUUUCUUGGGGGGGACGGACCCCCGACCCUUCCCUUAUCAGCAACCCUACAAUGUGCACUCUUGUUAUUAAGAAUAGUCUUGAAUCCAAGUUCUGCUCUUGAGCCAUUUUGGAAACUGAGGCCUGGUUUUUCGAAGUGCCCAGGCUCCUGUCGGUUCCACGGAAUGUGGCUAUUCACACGUGAUAGAGACACGAUUCAGGGAGAACCGUUUGCACUCUGAUCCCAGGUACUUAAAAUGAAAUUUUCUUUUCCCCUGAGGCAGCUGUUUAGUCCGUGCUGGGAGGUGCAGAACAAUGUCCAAGAUGCCCAGAGACAUCUUACCUCUGCCCCCUGACCUAUUCCGUCCUGUACCAAGCAAAAACGGGUUUUUACUCUGUUUUUAAUUCAAUGUUUAUUGUUGAGCCUUAAGGCCACGUCGGGUGUGGCAGCUCUGCUGUGUGGAAAAAGCUUGGGUGGGAGGGAGGAAUUCUCAUGUCGCAUUCAAGCUAAAUCUGGGUUACGCACCUUCCUUAUUCCAAAGUGACUCCGAGGCCUGGUUUAGACACACGACAAAAUCCUGAGUUAGGAGAGUGGGGUGCCACUUCUGAAUGCUUCCUCACCUUUUCAAAGCAUACCUGCAAGUAAAAAGCUAGCAAAUCAAUGAGAGAUUCCAGUUCAGCCCUCUUCCUGGUGUUCUAGCUUUCUACUUGCAAGGACUAACUUUUAAAAAAAGUAAAAGUUGGGGAACAAUCUGAAGUGUUACAAUCCAUUAUUCCAUCUCAGACUACGUCCCCUCCCUCAAAUGAUUCAUUGACAAGUAUUACAAUAAAAGUUUCAGGCAACUUUCUGCUCUUUCA
Molecule: messenger RNA, 2637 nt
Organism: Podarcis raffonei (Aeolian wall lizard)
Lineage: Eukaryota; Metazoa; Chordata; Lepidosauria; Squamata; Lacertidae
Gene: QPCTL
Product: glutaminyl-peptide cyclotransferase like
Exons: 7
Coding region: 28-1221 (397 amino acids)
Molecular function (GO): glutaminyl-peptide cyclotransferase activity; zinc ion binding
Source: RefSeq, a predicted model, not a curated record